AUGAUUCUUCCUCCAUUUAAAAUGUUUGAAAGGAAAGCUAGACAAAGUGAGAAAUGGAAUUUGAACAUGUCGAUGCAGGACCAGGUUGGCAUCUCAAUGUCGCGAAACGCUGUCGUUGCUACGGGUUUAGUUGUAUUUUCGGCUGCUGGAUUAGCAUUUCCUUUCUACAUGGCGACAUCACGGAGGGACAACGGAAUGCCUGUAAUUGACUCGUCAAAACCAUUGCCGCCUCAGGCCACUUUUCGAGGACCUUAUGUUAAUACUGGUUCUCGCGAUGUUGGACCUGACGACAGGACUUACUCGAAGAAGUAAUUUUAUUAUCAGCAAUUAGAAAUUCCAAGUCUAGUUUGUAUGUGAAACAGCUUGUUCAAAUUACUGUCAGAUGUAAAAAAAAAAAACUGAAAGUUUCGUUUAUCAAAAAUCAGUUUCAUUGCUUGAUCAGAUUCAUUAAACAUAUGGGAUUAUCAUCUACAGUUACCGGGUUACUUUU
Messenger RNA from Papaver somniferum (opium poppy), 490 nucleotides. RefSeq lists its product as uncharacterized. The transcript has 3 exons. NCBI's taxonomy places the organism in Eukaryota, Viridiplantae, Streptophyta, Magnoliopsida, Ranunculales, Papaveraceae. The record is from RefSeq and is a predicted model, not a curated record. The coding region runs from base 1 to 312 and encodes 103 amino acids.